This is a messenger RNA of Funneliformis mosseae, 219 nucleotides long. NCBI's taxonomy places the organism in Eukaryota, Fungi, Glomeromycota, Glomeromycetes, Glomerales, Glomeraceae. The record is from the annotation of a GenBank genome assembly.
AUGGAUCAAAUUGGUAGCAGAGAUGGUGAGAAACCACGAAAACCAGAAGAAAAAACCCCGCCAUCACCAAAAGAACCAAAAGAAGAAAAAUCCACCGCAAAUCACCUGAAGACCGGGCACUUCCCAGAUGUCAUAUUGUGCAUUAUUACUAUGAUAUGUGAUUUACAAUCUGAUAAUGGAUUAGGAUUUCCGGAUUUAUUAAUAGUAAAUUGUCUUUAA